AUGUUGCGACUCGCAAACUUUUAUCUCAUUUUUCUACUUCCAGAAGUUUAUUCGAGAAAUAACGCGGUUUGUAAGAAAAAGGGACAUUCAGAAGCAAAAUGAACCUUACAACAGACUUAUAAUGUGUGCGACUUUUUCCCAAAGCCCUUUUCACAUCCUAAUGUUACCUUCGUUUUUCCUGAAAUCUUCAAUGAUACGGUAAAAAAAAAUCAUUUUUUUAUAUAUUCGUGUAUUUUCAGCGUAUGAACAGAGCUUUUAGAUGCAUGCUGAAGUCUGAAAGAAUCGUCAAAAACGUUUAUCAAAAAGGUGUUUCCUACUUUAGGUAUUAAAACAAUUUCCAAUAAUUCAGACGGAUGUUUUCCCUCUCCUUCUCCAAGUAUUUCGCAAGUUACAAGAAUGGUGAUAGUCACCGAAGACGAAGUGAAUCCAAAUGAAUGCUUUUUCAAAUCAAUUAUUGCUGAUGAAAAUAGUGAGUUUCCUCAUUUACGCUGAAUUUUUUAACUGAGUAAAGUUCGACGAAGGACGGUCAUUUGGACAAUGCGAGCCUCUGACAGAGUUUACCAUCCCCACGGAGAUUAUAAAACUUUGCAAGAGGUUCUCAUGAUCAAUAUAACCCUACCAAAAAGUCACAUCGAAGGUUCUUAUUGGAAUUUUGGGUGAAAAAGAAAAACCCUGAAUUUCAGGCUACAUCGAGGUGCUUUUGCAAAGUCUAGACUUCGUGGAUUUGUGGGAGAACCCGCUCAACUCCUUCGAACCCAUCGAUCCUCCACUAUUUGAUGAUUUGCCUUUGUUUUUUUCUGAAUUGUUUCUCAAAUCCACAUGUUAUUUUCAGCGUCGACCCAGCUGGAGUGUCCUCGGCAAUCGUUCUGUUUCUGUGGCUGGCCUUGCUGUUGGUCAUGCUCAACUACAUUCUCCAAUGCGCUGCCGAUGCGGGUAUCCACUAUUUAUUAAUGAUAUUUUCAUGAAACCUUUCAGAUUUUCAAUUUCGCAACGUUGAUUGA
Molecule: messenger RNA, 1001 nt
Organism: Caenorhabditis auriculariae
Lineage: Eukaryota; Metazoa; Nematoda; Chromadorea; Rhabditida; Rhabditidae
Source: the annotation of a GenBank genome assembly